UUUCCCACUCACUCUCACACCCUCACUUCACUUAUCCCUUGUGCCAGUUUUACUUGCCAAACACUUUGGCUGAGAAAAUGAAGAUCUUCAAUUGGGUGCACAGGAAGUUUAAUCAUAACGUCAUUAAAGAUGGGUUUGCUCGAAAUGUGAAGAAGACUGAAUCCAUUGCGAUUGACACCAACACGAAAGCAUUACUGGAACAAGUAGCCCUGGUGGAUGUGCUUGAUGGCUGGAAAGAUGGAAUUCUAACAAUUGGGACUUUUGGUUUUGAUUCUCUAAAACCAUUCGACCAACCAAAAGAAUAUUUUAUUUUCGAAAGUGAGGCAGAAGAGGAGGAAGGUGAAAAUGAUUUAAUUAACAAUGAUGAUGAUUUUGAUGAAGACAACGACAUUGUUGUUGAAGAUGAAGAAGUGAACCCAUUGAUUUUCACAACAUUUGGACACAAUUUUAAGGACAUUGCAUCUGAUGGUGAUGGAAAUGUUGAGAAACGUCAUGAUGUGAUAAUAACCCUUGAUGGUGUCCCAUUAACUCCAUUUGUUGGUUCCUCUAAUGAACUCAGAUUUGAGAUAGGCAGCAAAGACAGCGAUCAAGGAAAGAAGAGAAGAAGAACAACACUUGCAGACCUGUUCUCAGAAGACUCCGAUAUCAAUUAUAAGAAGACAACUUCCUAUGAAGUGGAGCAAAAUGUGGGUAAAAAACAAUCUGUUCGUACAAAGAAUGGCCUCUCCUUUGCUAAGAAAUUCAUUCCUCAUGUUAAAGAGGAUUCACGUCCCAUCAAGAAAUUACACCAAAUGAUGAGGAGGAUGUUAAAGAGGAAGAUCCAUCCAGAGCUUGAAGGCAAAGCUAAUAAAUCAGAAGGUCAAAACAAGGGUAGCGUUCUUGACCUUCUUGGCAAGAAGAACGAAAAUGUUGAAUCGGUUUCGUUACUUCCGGUUCCAGAUGCUACAGUUUGAGCUUUUGGGUGCAUGUUUGACAUAGUUUACUAGAAUGCUUUCGGGUAUUGUUUAAGUAUUAAAUAAUUUUUUAAUGGAGAAUAAUGUUAAUCAGGUUUGUGCACAUGGAGCACUGUGUUCUGCUUUGUAAUUUAUUUUUCUAUUGUUUUGGUUUUAGUGUCUGUACGUUGCGUGUAUGUUUGUCGCAACAUUAUUAACAGGCUUUAAUUGGUUUAUGUUUUGACAAUAUAUAUGAUGCAUCUCCUUAAGCCAAUUUAUAUAUUGCACUUUAACA
Molecule: messenger RNA, 1227 nt
Organism: Pistacia vera
Lineage: Eukaryota; Viridiplantae; Streptophyta; Magnoliopsida; Sapindales; Anacardiaceae
Exons: 5
Coding region: 78-953 (291 amino acids)
Biological process (GO): morphogenesis of a branching structure
Source: RefSeq, a predicted model, not a curated record